This is a messenger RNA of Uncinocarpus reesii 1704, 573 nucleotides long. RefSeq lists its product as uncharacterized. Bases 1 to 573 code for a protein of 190 amino acids. The transcript is spliced from 2 exons. NCBI's taxonomy places the organism in Eukaryota, Fungi, Ascomycota, Eurotiomycetes, Onygenales, Onygenaceae. Gene Ontology annotation, molecular function: methylated-DNA-[protein]-cysteine S-methyltransferase activity. The record is from RefSeq and is a predicted model, not a curated record. Gene Ontology annotation, biological process: DNA repair.
AUGGCCGCGUCAAAGGCAACAGCAACAACGAGAGUGAACGCCCGUCGGACUGCGAAGAGUCUGCAACAACGACGGUCUUCGACUCGGCCCUCAUCGACUAAACCUGAUGUCGUUAAAGCGUCAAAAUCUAGUUCGUCGAUCACCCAUUAUCCAUUUCCAGUGGACCAGGAAGCCGUUGCUCGCUCUCUCCGUCGUAUCUCCAGCCAUCCGUCUUUAACCCCAUACCGCCGACUGGUCUACCGCACCCUCUUAUCCGUUCCCGCAGGCCGUUGGACGACGUACUCCACUUUAUCCGCACACCUGUCGUCAUCAGCCCGCGCCAUCGGCAAUGCAAUGAAGACGAAUCCUUUUGCACCUGAGGUCCCGUGUCACCGCGUCCUUGCGACGGACCGCACCAUUGGCGGUUAUAAGGGGAAAUGGGGGAACGGGGAUCUCACCAUUCCGGCUCCCAAGCACUUGGAAGUUGUAAAAAGCUCCGCGUUCCUGGCAGUCAAGACUCUCGGCGGAGGGCUCGGCGCCGCCUGCCAAGCCGCUUCCGAGGAAAUUCAACACGGAAUGCUUCAUGACUCCUGA